GUCAGAGGAGGAGAUGCUGAAGUUUAUGGGUCUGAUGAACUCAACAUGGGUCCUGGAUGGACACGACAUUGUCACAGCCUUCAACCUCUCCUGCUUUCAGGCCAUGGUGGACCUCGGAGGUUGUUCGGGUGCUCUGGCCAGGGAGCUGUCCAAGGCCUACCCUUCCUCUUCUGUCACAGUGUUGGACCUUCCUAAAAUUAUCCAGGCAGCCAGACAGCACUUCACUGAACAGGACGACACCAUCGUGUUUCAGGAGGGAGACUUCUUUGACGGAGACAUCCCUCCAGCUGAUCUGUACAUCUUGGCCAGAAUCCUCCAUGACUGGAAGGAAGAGAAAUGUGUUCAGCUGCUGAAGAAGAUCCAUGCAUGUUGUCAACCAGGUGGUGGGGUUCUGUUAGUGGAGGCUCUACUGUUUGAGAACCAUCGAGGUCCGGUCAUGGCUCAGAUCUUCUCCCUCAACAUGUUGGUCCAGACGGAGGGGAAGGAGCAUCCUCCCUCUCAGUACUCUAGCAUGCUCUCCUUCGCUGGCUUCCACAACGUCCAGGUCUGUCGGACAGGGAAGUCCUACGAUGCCAUCCUGGCCAUCAAAUGAAUCUGUCAGGCUGCUUAGACCAUGAAAUCUCUAUGGUUUAGACCAUGAGUUCUCUUAGGAAGUAUCUAUCUUGUGUGAAGCCUCCAUGUUAGCAGUCUGUCUGCAUGAACCUCAUCCUUCAGAUGCAGCGGACCAGAUAGUCUCCUGGUGACUCUGUUAUUGGCUAGCUAAGAUGACAUCACAGUGUUAUUGGCUA
This is a messenger RNA of Coregonus clupeaformis (lake whitefish), 788 nucleotides long. RefSeq names its product acetylserotonin O-methyltransferase 2 (gene asmt2). The record is from RefSeq and is a predicted model, not a curated record. Lineage: Eukaryota; Metazoa; Chordata; Actinopteri; Salmoniformes; Salmonidae. Gene Ontology annotation, biological process: methylation; melatonin biosynthetic process. Gene Ontology annotation, molecular function: acetylserotonin O-methyltransferase activity.